AGACUUUCUCCUGAAAUCAUUUCAUGCAUCAAGUGUGUGUGUGUGUGUGUGUGUGUGUGUGUGUGUUUUGACUUCCUUCAGUGUCUGAGCUCUUUAUGGUCACUGCGUGUGUGUGCGCGCGCGCUCGUGAGUGUGUGUGUGUGUGUGUGUGUGUGUGAGUGUGUGUGUGUGUUCCUGCAGUCAUGCUUCCCCCGGUGCUCUACAGCAGUGAUGAAGGUGAGAUGGUGUUCGGUUAACGGUCGGUUGCUGUGUGCGCUCGCGGCGCUCGUGACAGCGCUGAUCGGCGCGCGCACCGUCACCUGCAGCAUCGCGCGAGAACCUCGGCACGCGCUCCCGGGUAUCAUACCAAACACCGACAACAUCUUCAACGUCUCCAGCUCCAUCUCCAACAACUCCGGCUCCAUCUCCAACACCUCCAGCUCCAUCUCCAUCUCCAACACCUCCGGCUCCAUCUCCAUCUCCGACAUCUCCAUCUCCAUCUCCAACACCUCCUCACCACGCUUCUCCGCCGCUGCCUCGACACGCCGCGCGCGCAGUUAUCCUCACCUGCAGGGAGACACGCGCCGCCGGAAGCUUUACUCCUUCCAGAAGUUUUUCCUCCGGAUAGACCACACCGGGAGAGUCACCGGCACCAGGAGCAGGGACGAUGCGCACACUAUUCUGGAGAUCACAUCUGUGGAUGUGGGAGUGGUGGCCAUAAGGAGCCUGAGCACUGGUUAUUACAUCGCUAUGAACAGGAGAGGAGAGGUGUAUGGAGAGAGAGAGUUCGGUGUGAACUGUCGGUUACAGGAGCGUAUCGAGGAGAACGGUUAUAACACCUACGCCUCAGCACAGUGGCAGAAGCGACACAGAGUCAUGUUUAUUAGUCUGAACGCUAACGGGAAACCGCUACGGGGGAGAAAAACACACCGGAGGAACACAAACACACACUUCCUGCCCAUCAGUGUGUGAGUGUGUGGAGAGAGACAGGACCUGAUGAGAACUCUGAGGUGUGAUGUAGAAGCUGGAAUGCUGGACCUGGAUUUCAGAAUUCAGAACCUCUAACCCAGGACACAAAACUUUUUAGCCUGGAAUCAAAACCAUUUGUAAACAUGGAACUUCAGAACAAAAGCAGAACUUUGGAGCUCUGAUUGAUCUGAACCUGUAGCUGUCUGUCAUGAUGAGUGAAGUUCAGAACUUAUUCAGAACAAGAGCUCUGGGUCUAGGAUGUUCUCUUCAAGGUUUAUAAUGAUGAUGAUGAUGAUGAUGAUGAGGUAUAAAUUAUUAUUAUGAAGAUCAGUGAAGAUUUAGAGGAGAGGAGUGAGGAGGAUCUGAGGGUCAGUACUCCAGCUUCUGACAGACUUUAUUUAUUUUCCUCAGAAGACACAACAAACUGCUUUUUAUACACAUCAAAUAAAACUAUUUUCCU
This is a messenger RNA of Silurus meridionalis, 1408 nucleotides long. It is a transcript of the gene fgf10b, whose product is annotated as fibroblast growth factor 10b. Bases 211 to 951 code for a protein of 246 amino acids. The transcript is spliced from 3 exons. Lineage: Eukaryota; Metazoa; Chordata; Actinopteri; Siluriformes; Siluridae. Gene Ontology annotation, biological process: fibroblast growth factor receptor signaling pathway; positive regulation of canonical Wnt signaling pathway; cell differentiation. Gene Ontology annotation, molecular function: growth factor activity; type 2 fibroblast growth factor receptor binding; chemoattractant activity. The record is from RefSeq and is a predicted model, not a curated record. Gene Ontology annotation, cellular component: cytoplasm.